AUGGCGGCGGAGGGGGCCUGCGCGCUGCCCGGGGGGUCCCUCCUCCUCGUCUCCUCGUGCCGGCGGUGCGGGGGCGCGGGCGGCAAGUGGGUGCGGCUGAACGUGGGCGGGACGUGCUUCCUGACCACCCGGCAGACCCUCUGCAGGGACCCCAAGAGCUUCCUCUUCCGCCUCUGCCAGGCGGACCCGGACCUCGACUCCGACAAGGAUGAAACAGGUGCCUAUUUGAUAGACCGGGAUCCAACCUACUUUGGACCAGUGCUGAACUAUCUCCGACACGGGAAGCUGGUAAUCAACAAAGACCUCGCGGAGGAAGGUGUGCUUGAAGAAGCUGAAUUCUACAACAUCACAUCGUUAAUAAAGCUUGUGAAGGACAAAAUCCGGGAGAGGGACAGCAAAGUCUUGCAGUUGCCCGCCAAGCACGUGUACAGGGUCCUGCAGUGCCAGGAAGAGGAGCUGACCCAGAUGGUCUCCACCAUGUCUGAUGGCUGGAAGUUUGAGCAGCUCGUCAGCAUCGGCUCCUCCUAUAACUACGGGAAUGAAGACCAGGCGGAAUUCCUGUGUGUUGUCUCCAAGGAGCUGCACAACACCCCGUCCGGGACUGCCAGCGAGCCCAGUGAGAAGGCCAAGAGCGAAGAUGAAGAGACGGAUUGGGAGAUGCAUGACUCAGAGUAAGGGUGAAGGUCCAUGAUCUUGCAGGAACGCGGUUCAAGGAUGUAACGUCCCAGUACUGGAUGCCGAAGAAUGACCCCACAAAGAACCAUGACUGGCGGGGAGGAGAGCCCUUUCUUCAGACAU
Molecule: messenger RNA, 798 nt
Organism: Heteronotia binoei (common prickly gecko)
Lineage: Eukaryota; Metazoa; Chordata; Lepidosauria; Squamata; Gekkonidae
Product: BTB/POZ domain-containing protein KCTD5-like
Biological process (GO): proteasome-mediated ubiquitin-dependent protein catabolic process; protein homooligomerization
Cellular component (GO): Cul3-RING ubiquitin ligase complex; cytoplasm
Molecular function (GO): cullin family protein binding
Source: RefSeq, a predicted model, not a curated record